Molecule: messenger RNA, 5876 nt
Organism: Alosa sapidissima (American shad)
Lineage: Eukaryota; Metazoa; Chordata; Actinopteri; Clupeiformes; Clupeidae
Gene: fhod1
Product: formin homology 2 domain containing 1
Biological process (GO): cortical actin cytoskeleton organization; actin filament network formation
Cellular component (GO): cytoskeleton; cytoplasm
Molecular function (GO): actin filament binding
Source: RefSeq, a predicted model, not a curated record
UGUGUCUGUCGCUCCUCGCGGUAGGCAGUUUCAUUUUACCCCAGACAGGAUCAGUGGUGUGUGUCAACUGGUUGUCACUCUUCUUUUUUAAAUGGAUGUGUAGCCUACAUUGGAUUUGAUUUGGAGCAACUUCAUAAGACCUACAAACUCCAAGCCUAUUUGGGCACACAACGCCAUGGCCACGAUAACGUGUCGAGUUCAGUACCUGGAGGAUACGGACCCAUUUGUUUGCACAAACUUUCCUGAGCCACGAAGACCUCCGCCAUACAAUUUACAUGAAAAUAUUUCUCUUAGCGAACAAAUUACCGGAGUUCACAAGCUACUGGAGGCGCCACUGAAGUUGGAGGAGUGUGCCUUGCAGGUGGCUCCCAAUGGAAACUACCUGGAUCUGGAGUUAUCCCUGGCAGAACAGCGGGAUGACCUGGAACACUUUUUCGAGGAGAUCGAGAAAGGAAAAAAGCCCAUCUUGAUUCUGCGCACUCAGCUCUCUGUGAGAGUCCACUCCAUACUAGAGAAGCUGUACAACUCCCACGGGCCUGAGCUCCGGCGCUCCCUGUUCUCCUUAAAGCAGCUGUUCCAGGAUGACAAAGACCUGGUGCCAGAGUUUGUUAAUUCCGAUGGGCUCACCUGCUUCAUCAAAGUAGGGGCAGAGGCUGAUCAGAACUACCAGAACUACAUUCUCCGAGCCCUCAGCCAGAUCAUGCUGUUUGUGGACGGGAUGAACGGAAUCAUCCACCACAACGAGACCGUGCAAUGGCUCUACACCCUCAGUGGCAGCCUGUCUCGGCUGGUGGUGAAAACCGCUUUGAAGCUGCUUAUCGUGUUUGUUGAGUACACAGAGGCUAACAGCCCGCUGUUCAUUCAGGCUGUCAACACUGUGGAUGCCAAAAGAGGGGUGAAGCCAUGGACGUAUCUGGUGGAGAUUCUGGAGGAGAAGAAUGGCUCAGACUCAGAACUCCUUGUGUACACCAUGUCUCUCAUAAACAAGACUGUUUCCGCCCUGCCAGACCAGGAUUCCUUCUAUGACGUCACAGACUGUCUUGAGCAGCAGGGGAUGGAGAAGAUCAUGCACAAGCACAUGAAUACCAAGGGGACCGAACCAGACCUCAAGCUGCAGUUCACUAUAUACGAGAAUGCCCUGAAAUACGAGGACGGAGAUGCGGAGGAUGCCUCCUCGCACGUCCGCAAGGAGCGCCGCAAGGGCUCGGCCACCGAGCAGGAGGGCAGGAGGAGCCGCAGGUCCUCGGCCCACCUCCAGGACGCGCCUCGCACCUCCUCCCCGGCGCCCCCAGUCUCCCCCACCUCCACCUCCUCCUCCACCCCGUCCUCCUCUUCCACCCCGAGCCGCGCCACCUCCCCCCAGCUCUCCGAGCCCUUCAGCCCCCAGCCCCCGUCCACCCCCACGUCCAACAACAGCUCCCAGAGAUCCUCCCCUGUGCCGCCCCCGGUGGCCGCUAACGGUACUGCACCCCCCCAACAGGAGCAGGAGCAGCUGGCCUCUCCCACUCCUCCGGGGCGAUCUUUCGUCAGUCAGUACAUGUCAUCUAUGGGGAUUUCUAGAAGGUCAAGGUUGUUUAACAAGGCUGGGUCAAUAACAGAGGAGCCCUCAGCAGCCUCUAACAGUGAGUCUCCCACAGACACUGCCCCACAGGACAAUCAUUCCCAGACGACCACAGAGCAGCCGGCUAAGACGGAGAGCAGGAACGUCUUUAAACUGCACCAAGCCGACAGUGUUUGCUCAGCGGAUUGCGACGUAUCUAAGGAUCGUCCGGUUCUUAUGAACUAUGAAGACACCUUCCUGCGCAGCCUGGUUGCCACACACCGAGAUCGGGACAGGAAGCGGAGGUCUAUCCAGGCCGCCAAGGAGCGCAGGGCGUCCAGGGACCAGAGCAGCCCGAGCCCUGCCGAGGGCGACGUGUCCCCUCCGACUGAGCCCAGCCCCAGCUCACCCACUGAAGGGACGUCUGAGUCUGGUGGAUCGGAGCCCCUCGCCAGUGAAAAGUCCACAGGAGCCCCGCCCACUCCCAGCACCCUGGAGCAGUCAGGAGACGCGCAGGCGACCCAUAAUGAAGCAGGUGGCGCUAUUCAGCGCCAGGGCAGUGUUGCCGAGCAGCACAACACCCUCUCAAACGAAAGGAAGUUCAUGCUGGACAUGCUGUACAGCAAAAACAGCGGCGGUGGCAGUGGGUCGCCGCUGAAGGGCGAAGGGUCCGCGGACGCGGAGGCCGGCCUGGAGCACCUGGGCAUCGCCAGCCUGGCCGGUCGGCUGUCCAGCCUGCAGCAGUCGCGCCAGGCCCUGACUGCCGCCGAGGACCUGACGCGGCGGGCCGAGCUGGAGGGCCUGGGUGGCAGUGCCCAGGCGGCGCGCGCCCGUCUGGCGGAGGAGCAGCAGCACCGCAGGGUGCGCCCGCAGUACAGCAUCGACGCCGAGACGCACGCGCGCAGCCUGGAGAAGACCCAGAUGACCCCGCUGGCCCGCGACAGCCAGGACGCCUGGGACCAGCUGCAGCCCAGCUCCCGCGCCCUGCGCAUCAAGGACCUGGACUUCUCUGACCUCAAGGAGGAGGAGGACAUAGACGUGCUGGAUAUGGACUCUUUCGACUCGGGCUUGUCCAACGGAAUCCCCCCUCCGCCGCCUCCCAUGCCAGGGCUGGGCGCUGGCCCGCCGCCCCCUCCUCCACCCCCGCCUGGGAUGGGCUCUCCUCCGCCUCCACCCCCUCCCCCACCUGGCAGUGGCCCACCUCCCCCACCCCCUCCUCCAGGCAUGCCUCCUCCUCCUCCCCCCCCCAGCCCCCUGCACGCGUCGGACCCCGUCUUCGCCAAGAAGAGAAAAACGGUCAAGCUCUUCUGGAAGGAGCUGAAGCAGCCAGACAGCCCCAGGAAGGGCUGCUUUGGCCAUGGCACGGUGUGGGCAUCUCUGGACAAGGUCACCGUGGAUACAGCCAAACUGGAGCACCUGUUUGAGUCCAAAGCUAAAGAGCUGCCCGUUGCCAAGAAAGGCACGGAGGUCAAGAGGUCCGAAAUCCUGGUUCUGGAUCCUAAGAGAAGUAAUGCCAUCAACAUUGGCAUGACUGUUCUGCCGGCCGUCCAUGUCAUCAAGACUGCCAUUCUAAACUUUGAUGAGUUUGCCAUCAACAAAGAGGGAAUUGAGAAAAUCCUUACCAUGACGCCGACCGAGGAGGAGAAGCAGAAGAUUCAGGAGGCGCAGCUGGCCAAUCCGGACGUUCCCUUGGGGACGGCCGAGCAGUUCCUACUCACACUGUCCUCCAUCAGCGCUCUCACAGCACGCUUGCAGCUCUGGGCAUUCAAGCUCAACUACGAGACCCUGGAGAAGGAGAUUGCGGAGCCGCUGUUUGACCUAAAGCUGGGGAUGGAGCAGCUUGCCAAGAACAAAACAUUCAAACGCAUCCUGGCAACCCUCCUGGCCAUCGGCAACUUCCUCAACAGCUCCAGCGCUAAAGGUUUUGAGCUGAAUUACCUGGAGAAGGUGACUGAGGUCAAGGACACUGUGCACAGGCAGUCCCUCCUACACCACACCUGCAACUUUGUGGUGGAGAACUUUCCCGACACCUCAGAUGUGUACUCCGAGAUCCCUGCCAUCACACGCUCUGCCAAAGUGGAUUUCGAGCAGCUGUCUGACAACCUGGUACAGUUGGAGAGGAAAUGCAAGAACUCCUGGGACAACCUGAAGGUGGUGGCCAAACAUGAGACCAAGCCGCUGCUGAAGAACAAGAUGACCGAGUUUCUGAAGGACUGCACCGAGAGAAUCAUCAUCCUUAAGGUGGUGCACCGACGCAUCAUCAACAGGUUCCACUCCUUCCUGCUGUACCUGGGCCAGCCGUCUUACUCUGUUCGAGACACAAAGGUCACCCAGUUCUGCAAGAUUAUCAGUGAGUUCUCUCUGGAGUACCGCACGACCAGAGAGAGAGUCCUGACACAGAAACGCAAGCGGGCUACCCACCGGGAACGGACAAAGACCAGAGGGAAGAUGAUUACAGAGACUGAGAAGUUCUCUGGAGCUGUUCCACAACAGACCCAAGAUAGCCCUUCUCCAGUCUCCACGGUAACAGAUUCUGAACCUGCUGAGGAGGAUCAUGAGAACAUGAAGAACUUGCUCACCGCCAACGAUGACAACCACAAGCUCAGAAGAUCACGUGCAGUUAGAAGUGUGGGAAGGGUCAGCCCAUCUCAUAUGUCAACAGCCAAAGAGGACAGUGCUAGCUCCCAGGACGAUGCCACAGACGACAUCAUGGAUCGCUUGGUUAAGUCGGUCACACAGAAUCCCACAGAGAGAGCGUCCAGUCCCAAAACACGCAAACGCUCCCGUCUCAACCGCAAAUCAUUGCGGAGGACUCUCAAGAGUGGCCUGAGCCUUGAUGUGGUGCAGGCUCUGGGACUCAACAAAGCCAACGAGAAGGUCUGAAGAGAGAAAGACUUUUCCCCCCUAAAUAAGCAGCUGAAGAAAGAGCAAGAGCCGUAUCCUAAACUGACUGAAGGCCGAAGGUUUCAUCAUAACACAAAGGUCUGAACCGACUGGCUUUUCAGAGGAGCCCAGUGAAGGAACCCAAGUGUGUUGGGUGUCACCAGUCUCGAAGGAUGCUCCGAGUUUAAGGCUGAACCAUAUCAGCCUUAUAGGAUAGUGUCAGGCCUUACAAAUACAGUUGUACACAACAGCAGGGAGUCAGACUACCCUGUUUUAUCCAGUGAAAUAAAAGUAUUAUUUUUUAACAUAUCAAAUGUGUAGAUGUUUUGAUGUAGCAUAUUAUACAGCCAUGGUGUAAGUUUUAAUUGGGUAUGUUGUACAGAUUUGAGUAACUUGUUAAUGUAAAUGACGAGCCUGUUGAUAUUGUAUUUUUGAAAUUACCACAGAUUAUAGGGAAUCAUAAUUAUCAAUAUUUUUUUCUAAGUUACGGUCACAGUGUUUGAAAGGAAUAUUUUUUGAAGACGAUGUAUUGGUGAAUAGGAAAGGGAUUGUGAAGAGUACUGUGGAUUGUGUUUUGCAUAUUCUUGGGGAAAGGUCAUACCAGACUAUCAAACUGAAAGCAUCUCAAGGAGAUUGUGUCAGGAAGUGUAUUCUAGGUCAUGUUUUUCCACUUGGGGUGGGGGACAAUGUUGAUUUUCAUUUAUUUGCACCACUUGUAAUGUAGCCAUAGAGCUACAAUGUGUUUGGUUACUGUGGACACAAACCUCAUAUACCAUCAGUCAGAGUUUGUCAGUGCUAUAGGCCCCAUGAUCAAAUCGAUUAGGGUGAACACAGGGAAGAUAAGACCUUAAAGGCUGGCAUGAAUUAUUUGAACUUUUUUAACACGCGCACACACACACAUACACACACACAGACACACAUUCUGUUUGUGGAUCCACUGUUACUGAUUUUAAUCAUGUUCACAAAGAUUUAAGAAGUGUACAUGAAGAUGCUGAAGUAAAGUUAAACUUAACAAUUUAAUAUAUAGGCCUACACCAGCUCCGCUAUUAUGAAGUGUUUCAACCUUUUUUCCUUAGGAAAUAACUUUAUGUAUGCUGCUUUUUGCACAAGUGGUUGUACUGUAUGGUAAGGUUCUUGGUGGUAUUGACAUGAUGUUAUUCAAGGACUCAUUGAUUUAAGGUUUACUUACAAGUUCUUUGACCCUAAAUGUUUGAAUAAUGCAUGUUUACAUGGAAUGUAUAAGCAGAUAUGAAUAUACGUUUUGGAAAUAAAAUAUUUCUUAUGAUUAGAUAUAGGCACAUAUGUUACCCUGAGAAUUAUUUGUAUGGCGUGUGUUAUUUGUUAUCAUCUUAACUCAGUCGUGAUCAUUUUGUUGUUUGUGCUCCAGAAAUGCUUGUGUAUUUUUUGACUUUCCCAGAUGAUUUUUAUCGAAAUUAAAGCACCCUAACCGACA